AUUAAACCUAGGGUAGUGCACUAGCAAGCUCACCGUUUCCCCUAAACCCUUUCCUCACGGCCUCAGCACUGCGUUCCUCUCUCAUCCGUUCACUUUCUCGAUCCCUCUUCUCACAAACAGUGAAGAAGAACUAUCGUCACUGUUCAUCAAUGGAAUCACCUGCCAACAAAAAGGAGCAAGUGCAACCCACACCUGAAGACCCUGAGAAGAAAAAGAAAAAGGAAGAGAAGGCAAGAGAGAAGCAAUUGAAGAAAGAGAAGUUUCUGCUUAAACAAGCUCAGCAGCAAGCACAGCAAUCAUCCAAUGCUUCUAAAAAGAGUGAAAAGAAAGUUGUGAAGCGGGGUGGAGAGGAUGAGAAUCCUGAGGAUUAUGUUGAUCCUGAGACUCCAUUGGGUGACAAGAAGCGUAUGGCUCGGCAGAUGGCAAAACAGUAUAGUCCAACUGCCGUGGAGAAAUCGUGGUAUGAGUGGUGGGAGAAAUCAAGUUUUUUUGUUGCAGAUGCUAACAGCUCCAAACCACCUUUUGUUAUCGUUUUGCCCCCUCCAAAUGUGACUGGUGCUCUCCAUAUAGGUCAUGCUCUAACAGCUGCAAUAGAGGACACAAUGAUUCGAUGGCGUAGAAUGUCUGGAUACAAUGCCUUGUGGGUGCCUGGAAUGGAUCAUGCUGGGAUUGCUACACAGGUAGUUGUGGAGAAAAAGAUAAUGCGUGAAAGAAAACUAACGAGGCAUGAUCUGGGCCGUGAGAAAUUUGUCUCAGAGGUUUGGGAGUGGAAAGACAAGUAUGGGGGCACAAUAUUGCAACAAUUACGCCGAUUGGGAGCCUCUCUGGAUUGGUCUCGUGAGUGCUUCACAAUGGAUGAAAGAAGAUCCAAGGCUGUGACAGAGGCUUUUGUAAGGCUUUACAAGCAAGGCCUUAUCUAUAGGGACCUUCGUUUAGUAAACUGGGAUUGUGUGUUGCGAACUGCAAUAUCUGAUAUUGAGGUGGAUUAUAUUGAUAUAAAAGAAAGGAGUCUACUAAAGGUUCCAGGAUAUGACAAACCAGUGGAAUUUGGAGUUUUAACAAAGUUUGCAUACCCCUUGGAAGGGAACCUAGGUGAAAUUGUUGUUGCCACAACUAGGAUUGAAACUAUGCUUGGUGACACUGCUAUUGCCGUACAUCCUAAUGAUAACAGAUAUAGCCAUUUUCAUGGAAAACAUGCUAUUCAUCCAUUUAAUGGCAGAAAACUUCCUAUAAUUUGUGAUGCCAUUCUUGUUGAUCCAAAGUUUGGGACAGGUGCUGUUAAGAUUACACCUGCCCACGAUCCAAAUGAUUUUGAGGUGGGAAAACGUCACAGCCUUGAGUUCAUUAAUGUUUUCACAGAUGAUGGGAAAAUAAAUUCCGAUGGUGGCUCUGAUUUUGUGGGCAUGCCGCGGUUUAAAGCUCGAGAGGCAGUAACAGAAGCAUUACAGAAGAAGGGCCUUUAUAGAGGAUCUGAGAACAAUGAGAUGCGCCUUGGUGUUUGUUCAAGAAGCAAUGAUGUUGUGGAGCCCAUGAUAAAGCCCCAAUGGUAUGUCAAUUGCAAUGAUUUGGCAAAUCAAGCUCUUCAAGCUGCUGUGGAUGAGGAAAACAAAAGGCUAGAGAUUGUUCCAAAACAAUAUUUGGCUGAUUGGAAGAGAUGGCUAGAAAACAUACGUGAUUGGUGCAUUUCACGACAGCUAUGGUGGGGUCACCAGAUACCUGCAUGGUAUGUCACUUUAGAGGAUGACGUGCGGCGGGAAUUUGGUGCUUAUAAUGAUCAUUGGGUAGUGGCAAGAACUGAAGAGGAAGCCCAAAAAGAGGCUAGCCAGAGGUAUAACGGAAAGAAGUUUCAUUUAAGCCAGGAUCCUGAUGUUCUUGAUACAUGGUUUUCUUCUGGUCUGUUCCCAUUAUCUGUGCUGGGAUGGCCUGAUGACACACAGGACCUGAAGACAUUCUAUCCAACUUCUGUUCUGGAAACUGGCCAUGAUAUCCUCUUUUUCUGGGUUGCCCGUAUGGUCAUGUUGGGAUUGAAGUUGGGUGGUGAUGUGCCUUUUGGAAAGAUUUAUUUGCAUCCAAUGAUUCGUGAUGCACACGGGCGUAAGAUGUCCAAGUCCUUAGGGAAUGUUAUUGAUCCUAUUGAAGUGAUAAAUGGAGUAUCACUGGAAGGUCUACAUAAGAGGUUAGAGGCUGGUAACCUGGACCCCAAAGAACUAGCCACUGCUAUAGAGGGUCAGAAGAAAGACUUUCCGAAUGGUAUUGAUGAAUGUGGUGCUGAUGCUCUCCGUUUUGCACUGGUCUCAUACACAGCUCAGUCUGACAAAAUUAACCUAGAUAUUCAAAGGGUGGUUGGGUAUCGUCAAUGGUGUAACAAACUGUGGAAUGCAGUUCGAUUUGCUAUGAGCAAGCUUGGGGAUGAUUAUAUUCCUCCUGCAAAUUUGACUCCAGAUGUUCUCCCUUUUAGCUGCCAGUGGAUUCUGUCGGUGUUAAAUAAAACCAUAUCCAAAACAGUAAAGGCUCUAGAAUCAUUUGAAUUCUCACAAGCUACCACUGCUGUAUAUUCUUGGUGGCAGUAUCAAUUGUGUGAUGUAUUUAUCGAAGUAAUUAAGCCUUACUUUACUGGUAAUGAUCCUAAGUUUGCUUCCGAAAGACGCUUUGCACAAGAUACUUUGUGGUUUUGUCUGGACAAUGGCCUGCGAUUGCUUCAUCCUUUUAUGCCUUUUGUUACGGAAGAAUUAUGGCAGCGCCUUCCUUCACCUAGGGAAUGUAAGAGAGUAGAAUCUAUCAUGAUAUGUGAUUAUCCAUCAGCUAUAGAGGGCUGGAAUAAUGAUAGGGUGGAGAAUGAGAUGGACAUUAUUGAGUCUACUGUUAAGUCUCUCAGGUCACUGGCAAAAGAAAGACGAGACAGGCGACCGGCUUUUGGUCUCUGCCGAACAGAGGUGGUUAGAGAGAUUAUUAACAGCCACCAACUAGAGAUUGUAACACUAGCUAAUCUAUCCUCUUUGACAGUAAUCACCGAAAGUGAUGCUGUUCCAUCAGGAUAUGCUGAUACUGUUGUAAAUGAAAGCCUUUCUGUUUAUCUAGAGCUUCAAGGAACUAAUUCUGCGGAACUAGAAAUGGGGAGGAUCAAGAAGAUAGAUGAGCUGAAGAAGCAAAUUGAAAGAUUAGAGAAGAUUAUGAAUGCUCCGGGUUAUGAAGAGAAGGUUUUGCCAAAUAUUCGAGCAAAGAACGAGGAGAAGCUAGAUUCCCUGAAGGAAAGAUUAUUGCUCGAGGAAACGGCUGGUCUGAAUCUCUAGCUUCAAAGCAUGAAAUAAAUUUAUCAAUUUUUUUUACAUGCUUAUAUAUUGGAUCUUCACUCACAGUUCAGACAUGUUAUUUAUAUUUUUGGCCAAAAACUAUAUUGUUUAUUAUACUAAAUAUUCAUUUUGCUAAAUUAAUACAAAUUUUGGUUAUCUUUUGUCACGGAA
Messenger RNA from Cajanus cajan (pigeon pea), 3461 nucleotides. RefSeq names its product valine--tRNA ligase, mitochondrial 1. Gene Ontology annotation, biological process: valyl-tRNA aminoacylation. The record is from RefSeq and is a predicted model, not a curated record. Gene Ontology annotation, cellular component: cytosol. Gene Ontology annotation, molecular function: aminoacyl-tRNA deacylase activity; ATP binding; valine-tRNA ligase activity. NCBI's taxonomy places the organism in Eukaryota, Viridiplantae, Streptophyta, Magnoliopsida, Fabales, Fabaceae.